CUGAAGAUGACUCCCUCUGCCGGCCUGCUCCUGCUGCUCCUGCUUGGCCUCUCUCAGGCUCUUCCUCUCCAGGAGGAAGGAAGCACAGAGGGAGAAGAAGAAGUCCCAGACAGCAUGGACAUCACCACCAGGAUCUUGACCUCCAACAAUGGCACAGAUGAGAUCCUGCUGGAAGGAGACCUGUUGGCUCCCAGAACCAGAAACGCCAUGAUGUGCUGGUCCCAGAACUGCCUGUGGAGGAAAUCCUCCAACGGCCUGGUGGUGAUCCCCUUCUCCGUGAGCAGCCAGUUCAACAGCUGGGAGAGGAAGAAGAUCGAGUACGCCAUGCAGGUGUACCACAGCAGGACCUGCAUCCGCUUCGUCCCCCGUCAGAACGAGUACGACUACAUCAGCAUCGAGAACAAAGCGGGAUGUUUCUCCUCUCUGGGCAGAGAGGGAGGCAGACAGGUGCUCUCUCUCAACAGGCAGGGCUGCCUCUACCACGGCAUCAUCCAGCACGAGAUCAACCACGCUCUGGGCUUCCAGCACGAACAGACCAGGAGCGACCGCGACUACUACGUCAGGAUCAACUGGGAGAACAUCAACCCACAGAUGGCCUACAACUUCUACAGGCAGUCCACCAACAACCUGAACACUCCCUACGACUACUCCUCCAUCAUGCACUAUGGAAGAACAGCCUUCUCCAUCCAGUAUGGCAAGGACUCCAUCACCCCCAUCCCAGACCCCAACGUCCAGAUCGGACAGAGGCAGGGCAUGUCCUACUGGGACAUCAUGAGGAUCAACCUGCUUUACAGCUGCCAGUAA
This is a messenger RNA of Cheilinus undulatus (humphead wrasse), 804 nucleotides long. RefSeq names its product high choriolytic enzyme 1-like. NCBI's taxonomy places the organism in Eukaryota, Metazoa, Chordata, Actinopteri, Labriformes, Labridae. The coding region runs from base 7 to 804 and encodes 265 amino acids. The record is from RefSeq and is a predicted model, not a curated record. The transcript has a single exon. Gene Ontology annotation, molecular function: zinc ion binding; metalloendopeptidase activity. Gene Ontology annotation, biological process: proteolysis.